This is a messenger RNA of Brassica napus (rape), 1104 nucleotides long. RefSeq names its product pyruvate dehydrogenase (acetyl-transferring) kinase, mitochondrial. Gene Ontology annotation, cellular component: mitochondrion. Gene Ontology annotation, biological process: regulation of glucose metabolic process; protein phosphorylation. Gene Ontology annotation, molecular function: pyruvate dehydrogenase (acetyl-transferring) kinase activity. The record is from RefSeq and is marked provisional. NCBI's taxonomy places the organism in Eukaryota, Viridiplantae, Streptophyta, Magnoliopsida, Brassicales, Brassicaceae.
AUGGCGGUGAAGAAGGCUAGCGAGAUGUUUUCGAAGAGCUUGAUCGAGGACGUUCACAGAUGGGGAUGCAUGAAGCAGACGGGCGUGAGCCUCAGGUACAUGAUGGAGUUCGGUUCCACUCCCACUGAGAGGAACCUCCUGAUCUCGGCGCAGUUUCUUCACAAGGAGCUUCCGAUUCGGAUCGCGAGGCGUGCGAUCGAACUCGAGACGCUGCCUUAUGGCCUCUCUGAGAAACCUGCCGUCUUGAAGGUAAGAGAUUGGUAUGUGGAGUCAUUCAGGGACAUGAGAGCAUUUCCUGAGAUCAAGGAUACUGCUGAUGAGAAAGAGUUCACACAGAUGAUUAAGGCCGUCAAAGUAAGGCACAACAACGUGGUUCCCAUGAUGGCUCUUGGUGUGAACCAGCUGAAGAAAGGAAUGAAACUCUACGAAAAACUUGAUGAGAUUCAUCAGUUUCUUGAUCGCUUCUACUUGUCGCGUAUAGGAAUCCGUAUGCUUAUCGGGCAGCAUGUUGAGUUGCAUAAUCCAAACCCACCACUUCACACUGUGGGUUACAUACACACCAAGAUGUCUCCUAUGGAGGUGGCAAGGAAUGCUAGUGAAGAUGCAAGGUCGAUUUGUUUCAGAGAGUAUGGUUCUGCUCCGGAGAUAAACAUAUAUGGCGAUCCAAGUUUCACCUUUCCGUAUGUACCAACCCAUUUGCAUCUUAUGGUGUAUGAGCUAGUCAAGAACUCUCUACGUGCUGUCCAAGAGCGAUUUGUUGACUCUGAUAGGGUUGCACCACCAAUCCGUAUCAUUGUUGCUGAUGGAAUCGAAGAUGUUACAAUAAAAGUCUCAGAUGAAGGUGGAGGUAUACCGAGAAGCGGUCUCCCCAAAAUAUUCACCUAUCUUUACAGCACUGCAAGAAACCCGCUUGAAGAAGAUGUGGACUUGGGAACAGCUGAUGUACCCGUGACAAUGGCUGGUUAUGGUUAUGGUCUGCCAAUUAGUCGCUUGUAUGCUCGAUACUUUGGUGGAGAUUUGCAGAUCAUAUCCAUGGAAGGAUACGGGACUGAUGCUUACUUGCACUUGUCUCGUCUUGGAGACUCGCAAGAGCCUUUGCCAUGA